CUCUUGACGAGCACUCAUCCUUUUCCUUCAAUAUGAUUCGAGAUACAUAUUGGUUUUUAUCUCUAUGGCUGAUGAUAACAGUAGCAAAUGCUAAAAGACGAUGCCUUGAGGGUGUUCGUUUGACAUCACCACUUGAUACAGAUAUUGUUACAGAAUGUGGUGACCAUGAGAUCUGUUCAGUGGAGAGAUACGUAACAAAUGAUGGUCUCAUACUGUUCAACGUUGGAUGUGAAGACCGUCAGUUAUGUGCAAGAAACAACCCAUCGAUAGUUAGACCAAUUAUAGGUAAACCACUUGUAGGCAAACGUGAAUCAACUAUUAUUUGCCACCAUUGCUGUGAUGAUAAAGAUUUAUGCAAUAUGAACAUGUGUGGAGUAGCUGUUACACUUCCCAUAGGAUCAAACAUAUGCUAUGACUGCCCUCUGGCAAUGGAUGCUAAUAAAUGCAAUCAUAUUUCAUUAUGUGACCAAGAUUCGGCAUGCUCUAUAAAACAAACACGAAAUCUGAUUGGUCAACCUCGUUGGACUCACGGUUGUUCAGAGAAAUCGCAAUGUGCAAAAAUUGCGCAAAGUAAUCCACAAGGAAUCUGUUCAUUUUGUUGUGACACGGACUUAUGUAACCGUAACUGUACCAUUAAAUCCACAAUAGCUCCUCCUACAACUACAACAACUACUACUACUACUACCACCAUUGCACCAACAACGCCUAUUCUUCAGACCGCCCCAAUUGUUCAACACUUUAAUCAGCAUCCAACCAGUAUCAAAUAUGGCGAUACAGUUUCGAUCCAAUGCAUUGCGUCAGGAAAUCCUAACCCAACAAUAGAUUUCAUGGUUAAGGGUGGCUUAUUGGGCUCAAAUGUGGCAGUAGAUCCGACUACACAUGUACUGACAAUAUCCAACUUUUUACCUCGUGAUGACGGAGAUUACAGAUGUAUUGCUGCAAACGCAUUGGGUGAUGAUCAUAAAGAUUUUCACUUACAAGCACAUUACUAAUUAAAUUGGUUGUUUGAAUAAAAUGAAAUUAUACAUGUUAUAUGUGAUAACCUUUUUAGAACAGUUCGAAUUCUUCACUUAGUAUUACCUACUCGAUGAAUAUCCGGUGAUCACUAGACGCCAACACAACUACACUAAUGUACAUAGCAACACAUGUACAUAUAAUAAUAAUCAAAUAAAUAUUUCGUGUAAACUGUUUAGGGGUUAAGAG
This is a messenger RNA of Mytilus californianus (California mussel), 1203 nucleotides long. RefSeq lists its product as uncharacterized. Lineage: Eukaryota; Metazoa; Mollusca; Bivalvia; Mytilida; Mytilidae. The transcript is spliced from 10 exons. Gene Ontology annotation, cellular component: cell-cell junction. Gene Ontology annotation, biological process: cell-cell adhesion. The record is from RefSeq and is a predicted model, not a curated record. The coding region runs from base 33 to 992 and encodes 319 amino acids. Gene Ontology annotation, molecular function: cell adhesion molecule binding.